AUGGGAAAUGAGACUGAUCUCAUUUCACUUUUGGAGUUCAAAAGCAAGAUGGCCGCGGAUCCGUAUGGAAUCUUGAGCUCAUGGAACGAUUCUGUCAACUUCUGCAAAUGGCAUGGGAUUACUUGUAGCUCAAAACACCAUAGAGUUGCGUCUCUAAAAGUGCAAGGGAUGAGCUUAUCAGGCACCAUAUCUCCAUAUACAGGGAACCUCACCUUCUUAAGUGGGGAAAAUUCCUGCCGAGCUAGGCUCUUUAAAGAAGCUUGUUACACUUUUCCUCAGUUCAAACAACCUCACUGGAAAGAUCCCACAUUCUGUUGGAAAAACCUUUCAUCCCUCCAACGUUUUUCUGUAGCAAGUAAUCAUAUGGAAGGAAAUAUUCCAAAUGAAAUGGGACGAAUAACAAGCUUAACUCUGCUUGCUAUGGGAGACAAUAAUCUGGUUGGUUCAAUUCCUUCUACCCUCUACAAUAUCUCAUCCAUCGCUAUGCUAUCUGUUACACAGAAUCAAUUGCAAGGGAAGCUCCCAGCAAAUAUAGGGCUUACUCUUCCUAACCUGCAAAUUUUUGAAAUCGGCAUGAACCAAUUUCAUGGCAGUGUUCCAGUUUCGUGGACGAAUGCUUCUGUGCAACUUGAAAUAUUUGACGUUUAUGCCAACAGUUUCACAGGACAAGUCCCGAUCGAUCGGGGAAAUUUAAAUGGUCUCCAAUUACUGAAUUUGGGAAACAAUUUUCUGGGCAAUAAUUCAAGUCAGGAUUUGGCUUUCAUAACAUCUUUGUCAAACUGCACCAAUCUCCGAGGACUAUCUCUUUCUGAUAAUAAUUUUGGCGGUGUAUUACCUAGCACAAUAGUUAAUAUGUCUACCCUUAUGUCUAUAACUUUAGGAAGAAACCAAAUAUCUGGUAGAAUUCCAGCAUACAUUGGCAUCUUGUCAAUUUGUAUGGAUUAG
Messenger RNA from Hevea brasiliensis (rubber tree), 945 nucleotides. RefSeq names its product putative receptor-like protein kinase At3g47110. Gene Ontology annotation, molecular function: protein binding. The transcript has 2 exons. Lineage: Eukaryota; Viridiplantae; Streptophyta; Magnoliopsida; Malpighiales; Euphorbiaceae. The coding region runs from base 1 to 945 and encodes 314 amino acids. The record is from RefSeq and is a predicted model, not a curated record.